Molecule: messenger RNA, 3433 nt
Organism: Lepisosteus oculatus (spotted gar)
Lineage: Eukaryota; Metazoa; Chordata; Actinopteri; Semionotiformes; Lepisosteidae
Gene: mos
Product: v-mos Moloney murine sarcoma viral oncogene homolog
Biological process (GO): negative regulation of metaphase/anaphase transition of meiotic cell cycle; protein phosphorylation; positive regulation of MAPK cascade
Cellular component (GO): cytoplasm
Molecular function (GO): ATP binding; protein kinase activity
Source: RefSeq, a predicted model, not a curated record
CACAAUAUGGGUACCGACCGCUUUGUCGCUGCCGGUACCUUUCUCCUAUUGGUUGAAAAUCAUCAUUUAAUUGGAUUAACCUGGGAGGAAAACAGCAGCAAGCGGGGCUAGGUUUUUUUUUUCUCCCUUUAACCGAGUUUUGCUAGAUGGGUUUCAAACGAUGAAUGCUUUGCUGACGGCUUAACGACCAGGGUGACCAGACCGCACAGAUGACAGCUAUUUGUGUGUUUGGGGGAUAACAAUGCCUUCUCCGAUUCCGGUUAGCCGUUUGUUACCAAAGGAAUUUUACCCAAGCAUUGACCUAGGACCAUGUAGUAGCCCCUUAGAGAAGCAUGUGAAAGACUCGACUCUACAUUUACCAUCGCAAGGUUUUAAAGCUCGGAAUGCGCUGAAGCUCUGGUCCUGUGUCAUACAGUGGAAACAACUGCGGCUGCUUCAUCCCCUCGGCUCGGGUGGCUUUGGGUCGGUAUAUAAAGGAACCUACUACGGGAAGACGGUAGCGGUGAAGAAGGUCAAGAAAUGCACUAAGAACAGGCUAGCCUCACGACAGAGCUUCUGGUCUGAACUGAAUGCCGCCCAUCUGCAGCAUGAGAACAUUGUCAGGAUUGUGGCAGCGACCACCUGCAUUCCCGAAAGCGUGGAAAACCAAGACAACAUAGGCACCAUCAUAAUGGAGUUUGCGGGAACAGCCACCUUGCAUCAUGUUAUAUAUAACCACGCACCUCCCCUGGAAACAGAAACGUGCUUUCGGUUUUCCAAGGAUAUUGCUAACGGCUUACAUUUCCUGCACUCGCAUUGCAUCAUUCAUUUGGAUCUGAAGCCUGCGAAUGUACUGGUCACUGAUGGCAACAUCUGCAAAAUUGCAGACUUUGGCUGUUCCCAGAAAGUGGACAACUACAACGACAUAUCCCCUGCAAGACCCCAGAACUGUCACCUGGGCGGUACAUACACUCACAGGGCGCCUGAACUUCUAAAGGGUGAAAAUGCAUCUUUCAAAGCAGACAUCUAUUCGUUUGGUAUCACCUUCUGGCAACUGAUGACUAGAGGCCAGCCAUAUACUGGCGACCGCCAAGCUGUGCUGUAUGCUGUUGUGGCGUAUGACUUACGCCCCGCUGUGACAGACGGUGUGUUUAACGAAACCCCUUUGGGACAAACUUGUAAAGCCUUCAUGUGCAGGUGCUGGAACAAGGACCCUAGGGAAAGACCUAGCGCCAAAGAACUGAUAGGUAAAGUUGAAACGUUACAGGACCUAUUGACGACAAUGUGAAAAUAAAAGGCGCGAUAGCUGGUGUAAGUCGACAUUGUCUUGUUUACUGUGAAUUGUUAACUUUUUAAAUGUCUUUUAUUACUAGAAUGAUGUUAUCUCGUUUAAAUAAAUUAUAAAAUGGAACACGUGGACCGUUUUGUUUACCUAGGUUUUAACGCAUUUCUUUAUAUUUUCUGUACGGCAAGAUUGCUAUAUCUUUACACCUUAUUAAUGUUGUUCUGGGUUUCUGUCCUACGUAAUUGUGGCAGAUUUAUAGUAGAAAUUCCAGAAGAGGGCGCAAUGCCGUUUUACAAACGGCUCAGCCUUCUUUGCAGCGAUUUUAACCAAAUUAUGGGAUGGAAGCUUUGCUGCAUAAGGAAUACAAAAAUAACGUUAAUUUAUGUUAAUGUUAACAUUUAAUUCCCUUGGGGAAAAGUAGUAUUUUUGGUACUAUGGGUAGAUUGCAUCUGUAUUUAAAUUAGCGUGACUUGUCUUAUUCAAAACUAAUUUUUAAAACCAAUUUAAACAGCGAUAAAAAAGGUUUUUAAAUGUAUAUUUUAAAAAAGACUUAAUACACCAGUAAGGAACAGGACAUACUUUAAGCUUGGGGUUUGCCUUGAAACCACCUCUAUAAAGUAGGGUGUCUAUACUGUAUAACUCGAAGUCUGGCUAAAAUGUGAUUAAAUAAAAUAAUCUAAUCUGCUACUGGAGGAGAUGAAACGGGACCCAAGCUGAUGGCCAACUUUACUACCUUGCCUAGCAUGGUAUAUUAUGUUCUAUUAAGAGGAAAGUUCUCCCCACAUUUUUUUAUCUUUUUGCAUGCAUUCCAAUGUGUACUACGAACUAUUUUCUUCAAAAUGAUUAGACCAAAUCAUUACAUAUUUUAUUUAGAAGAAUAACCAUCAAAACGUGUUUGAAUUAGUUUUAAGAGCAUGUAUUAAAAGGGGGGCUUGAACUCCCCUUUUAUCAGCUUUAACUACUAGUCAACCAACCUUUGCAAUAUAGCUACAUUCUCAUCUUUUAGAAACCGUGCCUGCUUGGUCAAAAACAGACAUGUUAUCUCUUGAAUUCUCCUUGUCUUCUACUCCCCUCCAUAUUGUCCCAUUUGUUUUAGUUCUAACUUUAUAGCCAGACACUACACCAGGGACCUGGAUACAGACUAGGUAAUUAUUACCUUGGUCUCUGCUCUGCAUUGCUCUAUAGGUUCCAGUUACUUUUUCCCAUAUUGAAAAAUGCCAUAACAUUUUGUCUGAGGGAGGAGUGGUAUUCAAUCUCUUAAUGAAGUAUACAUGCACAAAUGCUUUAAGACUACUUUAAGACAGUCAAUGGUUUUGUAUUAGAGAUUAGGGGGGUCUCCUCAGGGCUAUGUGCUGUCCCCCAUCCUGUAUAUUCUUUACAGGUGGCUGUAGAAGUCCUUUUGAGGACCAACACAUCAUUAAGUGUAUUGAUGACUGCCAUUGUCAAUCUCCUGCAAGGUAUUAACACUGGUCAUGGGCCUGCUGUGGAUUAUUUUGCUGACUGGUGUAACUAGUCCUCUCUUCACCUUAAUGUGUCAAAACCCAAAGAUACAGCAUGAACUUUGACUUUAGAACGCAACCACCUGUGGCAAAAUCAGCAGUUGUUGAGGAGCAAGAAAUUGAAAUUGUUAAUGGUUACAAAUAUCUUGAUUACAAACUAAUCUUUGAUGAAAAUAUGGAUGCCAUAUGUGAGAAGAGCCAAAAGUGAUUUGUUUUUCUUGAGAAAACACUGCUCUUUUAAUGUGCGUACUACAACAGUAAGUUUAUUCUAUAGAACCUUUAUUGAAUCUGUUCUAACAUUCACUGCAGUCUCCUGGUUUACCUUAAUACACGCAAUAAAAACAAAUGAAAGUGAAGGUAGCGAACAAAAUUAUCGGUGUACAACAGCUGCAACUGUCAAGCAUUUACAUCAAACGAAUAGCGUAGAAGGCCAAUAUGCAGGAAUUAUUGACUUUCAUGACCACCCCUUGCACAGCAAAGUUGAGCUUCUUCCAUCAGGGCAUCUUAGAAUAGGACUAAGUUAUCCUUUAUCACCACAGAUAUAAAGCUGCUUAAUGUGGACAAAUGAUUGUAUAUUUUACAUGGGUUUUUUUAUUCUUAUUUGUUCAUGGGUUCAUAUUGUAUUAAAUAUAAACUGCAAAGGAACCCCUAAUGUUAAUUCUGUGCUAAA